This is a messenger RNA of Hemicordylus capensis (graceful crag lizard), 3755 nucleotides long. RefSeq names its product leucine-rich repeat-containing protein 37A3-like. The transcript has 20 exons. The coding region runs from base 56 to 3640 and encodes 1194 amino acids. NCBI's taxonomy places the organism in Eukaryota, Metazoa, Chordata, Lepidosauria, Squamata, Cordylidae. The record is from RefSeq and is a predicted model, not a curated record.
CUGUGCAGACACCGGUUUAUGUCCAACCGGCGUCAGCUAUCAAAAAAGGCACGAAAUGGCACAACUUGUACAAGUGUCACAAGUGCCACAAAUGGCAGAAAUGGAUAUGCUCUAUAGUAUGGGCCCUGCUGCCAGUGUCCCAACUGUUCAUUUUGUUUUAAUGAUCUUUUUGCAGUUAUUUAUGCGAGUUGGGCACCACAGCCAUAAGUUGGGUGCAGCAGCCAUAGGGAAUUGUUCAAACCCAUGCCGUAUCACAAUGGAAGUCCUCAAACUUUGGAGAGUCACCAGUCCUUCUGGACUCCACCGUGUGCCCGUUCCCAAAGCGAUGUCCUUUUUGUCUUUCAAUGGCAACAGUUUGAGCAAACUUCAGGAGGGCUCACUUUCACGUACGCAUCGGGACUUGUCAAGUAAUGCAAUCCAGACCAUUGAGAUGAAUUCACGUGAAGCUGUCCCGUUUGUGCAGCUUAUAGACCUCAGCGGCAAUCUUAUUGAGAAGCUCACUCCUGGGGCAUUCGAGGCCUGGCAUGGAAUGCAGUUUUUGCUCAAGAUGGUUCUCAACCAUCAUCCGCUGAAAGUCAUUGAUGAUGCCAGUUUUUACAGGCUUCCCUCACUGAAGCUUCUAAACCUUAGUUCUACAGAAAUGACCCCAAAGAUAUUAGAGGACCUGCUCCAGACCUCCCAGCAAUUGAAGACUCUCAUCUUGCCUAACAAGAUAUUCUGCUGUCUUUGCCGUAUGAAGGAUGACAUUGAAGUUUUGUCUGAUACGAUAAAGUUGGACUGCACCGACACAUGUACCACAAAGGAAACUCUCUGCGAGAAAGAUGAGGCUUUGAACAGGAUGCAAAAAGAAGUCAUGAAGGCGUUGGAAAUCAGGAAGCUGAAUGCCAGCAGUACACUGAACAUUUUGCCUGAGAAACUUUUACACAGCAACAUAACAAUGAAGGUCACCGUGAGGCAGAGAAACACCAAUUUAGGUGAACUCAACCCACACCUUUUGAAAUCGGUCCAGGAAUUAGAGAAAGAUGAGGCUUUGAACAGGAUGCAAAAAGAAGUCAUGAAGACGUUGGAAAUCAGGAAGCUGAAUGUCAGCAGUACACUAAACAUUGUGCCUGAGAAACCUUUACACAGCAACAUAACAAUGAAGGUCACCGUGAGGCAGAGAAACACCAAUUUAGGUGAACUCAACCCACACCUUUUGAAAUCGGUCCAGGAAUUAGAGAAAGAUGAGGCUUUGAACAGGAUGCAAAAAGAAGUCAUGAAGGCGUUGGAAAUCAGGAAGCUGAAUGCCAGCAGUACACUGAACAUUUUGCCUGAGAAACUUUUACACAGCAACUUAACAAUGAAGGUCACUGUGAGGCAGAGAAACACCAAUUUAGGUGAACUCAACCCACACCUUUUGAAAUCGGUCCAGGAAUUAGAGAAAGAUGAGGCUUUGAACAGGAUGCAAAAAGAAGUCAUGAAGGCGUUGGAAAUCAGGAAGCUGAAUGCCAGCAGUACACUGAACAUUGUGCCUGAGAAACUUUUACACAGCAACAUAACAAUGAAGGUCACCGUGAGGCAGAGAAACACCAAUUUAGGUGAACUCAACCCACACCUUUUGAAAUCGGUCCAGGAAUUAGGUAAGCUGAAACCUAAAGAGGUCCUGCAAAUCAAGUGGAAUGACACGUCUGAACUGAAAAAGCUGUACAUGCUGGCCAAUUUGCUCCAGAUGGCACUUACAGAACAAGUUAUGGAAGAUAAAAGGGGCAGGCAAGGGGAACCUCGCCAAAUAGCACGCCGGUCUGCUUGGAAGUGGUCUGUUAUGCAGUUCACAACUAGCUUCCCCUUUUUGACAGCUUCCAUCAUGGUGGAUAAUGACGCUGCUGACUUGACUGGCCGAGUACUUAUCAUUCUGAAACAUUUCAAUGAGUCAAGCCAUCAAGACCACUCUCUGCAUGAGGAAGAAACAGCGGCUCCCAGUACCACUACCACCACCACUACCACCCCCACUACCACCCCCACUACUACCACAACUACUACCACUAGCACCACUAGUCCUACUAGUCAGAGUUUGCUGCUGGAAGGUACGUCCGGCUCUUCCCAAAAUGAACCUAGUGAAGGAAACUCAGAGCAGACAUCAGAUAAUGCACCAUUAAUGGCAAAGGAGGCGCUGCUCAACCAGCUCAUGCAUGGAACUCAGGAAGGUGGUGUGCCCCAAAUUCCAGGAGAUAACGCAGAGGCACCCCAAAUCCCAGGAGAUGACACAGAGGCCUCCUUAAACGAAAUCUCCCCUGAUAUAACAUUGUCCCAUGAGACACACUGGGAGCAUCAUGAACUGAAGACCACUGCUCGCCACAAGCUGAACAUCUUGCCCACUGAUGAUGACUACUUGCUUCAAGGGGACCUUUUUGAAGCUGAGCUGAACAAGCGGCUAUCACCCCUUAUCCCAAACACACCAGUGAGGAACCUCAUAUCCCACACACUCCGUAUCCUCAAAAUGGACUGCACAGUGUCCAGGGUCCAGCUGGCCUGUGCUAAGCUCAUCUCCAGAACAGGUCUUCUCAUGAAACUAUUCAGUGAGAGAGAAAACCUCAUGGAUAACUCUGCCUUGUGGAAGUCAUACUUCUUGUCUAUGAAGAAUGUCUCCAACUUGGCCACAGGAAGUCCAAGAAAAAUGGGGAAAUCUGAGAUUGGAAGCCAGGGAAUCCCAGAAUAUGGCUAUGGCAAAAAGCUGUUGUUUGCUAUUUCAGUGACUGCAGUGAUAAUAAUUAUCAUUUCAGUAAUUGGGCUGACUGAGAUCUGCUCUCAGUGUUCUGCAGCUAAGCAUGGCACCCCUCAAGAAAAACGGACGUUUCUGGGCAGAAAGAAGAAAGGAGCAGAACAGUCUUCCAGUGCAGGUUCUUCAGUGCUCGAUAAGCCUCUUUGGCUCAAGGAUAUGUACCAGCCUCUGGAUGAAGUACGGAAAAAGAGCAUGGUGGACAAAAUGCACGAUGAAGAAUCCUCUGAAGAUGAAGAUAUAUUCAGCUGGGCAAGAGUUCCCGGAGCUCCACCAGGUCCACCAAGCCCAUCACCAGUAGAACAACCGCCUGCAAGAAGGCCCAGCUCAAGAAAAAUGUCACAAAUGACUGCACCGUCCCCUGCUAGAAAGCCCAGUUCCAAGACACUGUCUGCACAUCCGUCCCUCUUUGCACCUCAGUCCGCACCUCCAUCUGUGCCUCCAUCAAUUCCCAUGUAUAUGUCUCCGUAUGUACCUCCAUCUGCAACUCCAUCCAUACAUCCAUACGUACCCCCAUCAGUAUCUCCAUCCAUCCAUCAAUCCGUACCUCCAUCCGAAUAUCAGUCCGUACCUCCGUCUGCACCUCAUUCCGCACGUCCGUCUGUACAUCAGUCCGCACCUCCGUCCGCACCUCCCUCUGCACCUCACUCCGCACCUCACUCCGCACGUCCGUCUGUACCUGCAUCUGUGGAAGGAGCUCCGCACACACCAUCACCAAAAUCAUCAUUGACAAAGCCCCCCAGUGAAGCUUCAAAACGAGGAUCGACGGCAGAAGGUGGCACUAGCACAGAGUCAAAGAAAGCAAGUUCGGGUGCAGGAAGCCAAGCUGGAGGAAGCAAAGCUGAAGGAAGUGAAAGUGGAGGAAGCGCAACGGAAGAAGAUUGACCUUUGUUCGUUUGUAAAUAAUGUUAUAUUAUCUGUAGAGCUCUGUACAAAGUUCUGUUGUUAUUAUUACAAUAAUCAUAAUACUAUUAUUAUUAUUAUUAAUAAAUACAUAACU